CGACGCUUGGCUCUGUUGACCAAUGACAGAAAGACAUCUGUUCGCUGGAGCCACUCUAAAAUAUCCCUUCCUUUAUCUUCCUUGUGGUCUCCCCUGUGGUUCCGUCAUUUUAGACAGCAAACUUCAGGUUGUCUGCUGUAGAAGGUACAGAGAUGAGGAGAAUGCAGGUGGUACGUGUAGUUGCUGCUGUGUUGCUAACAGUCUGCUGCGUCAACGCAACGGUUUUCUUUCGGGAAGAGUUUGCAGAUGGUGAUGAAUGGAGAAGCCGCUGGGUAAACUCCAAACACAAGUCUGACUAUGGAGAGUGGAAGUUGACAGCUGGUAACUUCUAUGGAGAUGUGGAGAAAGACAAAGGACUCCAGACCAGCCAGGAUGCUCGUUUCUAUGCUACCUCUGCUCGUUUUGAACCCUUCAGCAACGAGGGCAAGACGUUGGUUAUUCAGUUUACAGUCAAACACGAGCAGAAAAUUGACUGCGGUGGUGGUUAUGUGAAAGUGUUCCCUGCUAGUUUGGAUCAGACUGCCAUGCAUGGAGAUUCUGAAUACCAUAUCAUGUUCGGACCUGACAUCUGCGGCUACAGCACCAAGAAAGUCCAUGUUAUUUUCAAUUACAAGGGAAAGAAUCACCUCAUCAAGAAAGAGAUUAAAUGCAAGGAUGACGAGCUCACCCACCUGUACACACUGAUCCUCAAUCCAGAUCAGACCUACGAGGUGAGGAUUGACAACGAGAAGGUGGAGUCUGGCAGUCUGGAGGAAGACUGGGACUUCUUGCCUCCCAAGAAGAUUAAGGACCCUGAAGCCAAGAAGCCGGAGGAUUGGGACGACCGUGACAAAAUUGACGAUGUCGAAGACACCAAGCCUGAGGAUUGGGACAAACCUGAAAACAUUCCUGACCCUGAUGCUAAAAAGCCUGAAGACUGGGAUGAAGAUAUGGAUGGAGAGUGGGAGCCACCUAUGAUCCCCAACCCAGAGUACAAGGGAGAAUGGAAACCCAAACAGAUGGACAACCCCAACUACAAGGGGCCGUGGAUUCACCCAGAGAUUGACAAUCCCGAAUAUAGUGCUGAUUCAAACAUUUACAAAUUUGAGAACAUUGGUGUUUUGGGUCUUGACCUUUGGCAGGUGAAAUCUGGAACCAUCUUCGACAACUUCCUGAUCACAGACGAUGUCAAGGAAGCUGAAGAUGUUGCAAAGGAGACGUGGGGCGUGACAAAGGAACCAGAAAGGAAAAUGAAACAGGAGCAAGAUGACCUGAAACGAAAAGAAGAGGAGGAGAAGAACAAAGAACAAGACACUGAAGGUGAAGACGAAGAGGAGGGGGAAGAAGAGGAGGAAGAAGACGAGGAGGAGGAGGAAGAAACUAAAGAUGAAAUGGAGGAGGCACUUUCAGAAAUGGAAAGUGAGGAAGCGAAGCAUAAAGAUGAGCUUUAAAGGGUGCGGUCAGGAGCUUCUGUCCUACCUUUAGGAACUCUGUCCAGUAUUUCCCAGGGGGCAUUGUGGCUGCUGUGCAUCCUUUCCCUGCAAUACGGACUAAAGCCAAGAUGUAGUGAUGUUAGGGGGUGUGUGUGUGUUAAAAGGAUGUUCCCUUUCAUUUUUUGCUGUGGUAAUAUUUGUCACCCAACCAGUCCAAUAAGAGAUUUAGAACCCGCCAACACCCACUGUUGUCAUGUGCCUACAACGAGGUGUAAUUCCAUGGUUCAACUCUGAAAGUCCCCAUUAUGAUCUUAAAUCUACACAAAUGACCAGGGAUGAGGGCCAAACAUUCCAUGUUUAAUGGUGAUUCAGUCUUUUUCUCCAAACCCUUGUGACUGCAAGUGAAAUUCAAGAUUCCCAUAUGGCACGGGCAAUCAGAUACAGACAAAUCAACAAGAUAAUGUAACUUAUAAUGGUUCUGUUUUGGCACUGAGUCUGUACAUUGUCUGAGUUCAUAAAAUAAUUAAAUCCUCAUGAAUUGCAUUUUUCCUUUUGUUGGAUGUCAACAAAUAUUAAAUGUCAGUUAUAUGUGAGGAUCCUUUCACAUAACUAGAAAGUCUGGAGAAAUCCCCCUGGUGUGACUCAGGACAUGGCUGAAGGUUACACUCAUAUUUUUAUUGGACAGAAUGUUAUUGAUACCAAAGUUUUUAUUAAAAUAUAAUAAAACAA
Messenger RNA from Cynoglossus semilaevis (tongue sole), 2141 nucleotides. It is a transcript of the gene calr3b, whose product is annotated as calreticulin 3b. Gene Ontology annotation, biological process: ERAD pathway; protein folding. The coding region runs from base 153 to 1430 and encodes 425 amino acids. Gene Ontology annotation, cellular component: endoplasmic reticulum membrane; endoplasmic reticulum. Gene Ontology annotation, molecular function: calcium ion binding. Lineage: Eukaryota; Metazoa; Chordata; Actinopteri; Pleuronectiformes; Cynoglossidae. The record is from RefSeq and is a predicted model, not a curated record. The transcript has 9 exons.